AUGAUAAUAAUAAAUAAAUAUAUACGGAUGAAUAAAAUAGCGAUAUUAUUUUCAUUUUUUAUAUUGAUAUGUUGUACAGGAUAUUCAAUAUCAUAUAAAAUUAAUGGAAUAAAUGAAAAUAAAGUAUUAUCAUUAUCAUCAUCACCAUCACCAUCAUCAUCAUCAUCAUCAUCUCAAAUAUUAGAAAAAGGGAAAGAAGAAAUAAAAAAAAUAAAAAAAACAAAUAAAAACAAAUUAUUAUAUAAUGUAGCAAUAGUAGAUUUAGAACCAAAAUUAGAGAUAGAACAAGAACUAUUAACGAGGAAUAAUAAGAAAAAGAUGGAGAUGAAGGAGGAGAUGGACAUAGCGAUGAUGAUGAUGAAAGCAGCAGAUAGGACUGAUCAAGUAUCAACAUCAUCAUCAUCAUCAUCAUUUAGUGAGGAAAAUAAAAAAAGUAGUAGUGAUGAUUCAGCACCAGCCAUUCAAUCUAAUUUAACAUUUUCUGGUUAUAUGACAGGUGGAGAACAGGUUUGUGACCCAAAAUCAUGUAACAGUCCAUCAGUUUUCACACAAAAUUACCUUUGUAAUACAUCAUCAGCAUGGGCAAAUGGUUAUGUUUUCCAUGAUCCUGUACCACCAACUGGAUUGUUUGUAGUACAUAAGAUCGUUGUAACUUUUACUGGUAUGUUCAAUGUUAUACCUCCAACUAGUAUGGUUUUUUCAUUGGUAAAUGGUGAAGAAAAUGCUGGUAUCUUUUUCAUUUCUAAAAGUUCACCUUCACAAUGUCCAAAUUGUCAAAUAUCUUUUUCACCUCGUACAUUACCAGAUGUUGAUCCAAAUGGUUUAGCAUCAUAUAGAUAUGGUAGUAAUAAUUCAAUUAUAUUUAAUUUAUUUGAAACUGAUGUAGCAUGUAUUGGUAAGGUAACAGCAAAUAUAUUUUAUGGACCAGUUGCAUUUAAGGUGAAUAGUGUGGUACCAAAUACAGCACCAUCUACAGGUGGUGAAACAGUUUAUUUUAUUGGUGAACAAUUUUAUCAAUCAUCACAAAUUCAAUGUAAAUUUGGUACGGUAAUAUCAACGGGUACAUACAUUAAUUCAACUUGUGCCUCUUGUGUUGUACCACCAAUGCUUCAAUCCAAUUCAACCACACCAAGUGAUUACAAUGUAACCAUUCAAUUAAGUGAGGAUGGUGGUUCAAGUUUUUGUUUAAAUACUACCUUUUUCAUUUAUACUGCUGCCUCUAUACCUUUUGUUAAACCAACAAGUCCAAAUUAUCAAAAAAUUAUCUAUAUCGUCGUUGGUGUUGGUAUCGCUGUUUUAUUAAUCAUUGCCGUUGGUAUCUAUUUCAUCAUUAGAUUAAGAAUUAAAAAUAAGAGAUUAAAUGGUAGUAAACAUGCUUUACCAAUUGGUAUAAAUGAUGAUGAAAGAUCACCAUUAUUAAAAACUGAUUAUAAAACAUUAUUUGAAAUUAAACCAAUUGAUAUAUCAGAGAUUGUAGUUCAAAAUAGAAUUGGUAGAGGUAGUUGUGCAGAAGUAUUUACAGGUACAUGGAGAGGUAUUAUUGUUGCAAUUAAAAAGGCAAAAUUAUUGAAUGAAGACGAUGAAGACUUUUUAAAUGAAUUGGCUCAAGAAGCUACAAUCAUGAGUCAAUUAAGACAUCCAAAUAUUUGUCAAUUUUUAGGUACUUGUAAUAAUCCACCUGAAAUUUUAAUAGUUAUGGAAUAUAUGCCAUUAGGUAGUCUCUAUAGAAUUUUACAUGAUCCUUCAAUUUCUCUAGAUUGGCCAAGAAUGAAAUCAAUGGCUUUAGAUAUUGCAAAAGGAAUGAAUUAUUUACAUUGUUGUGAUCCAAUUGUUAUUCAUAGAGAUUUAAAGAGUCAUAAUCUUUUAGUUGAUGAACAUUAUAGAGUUAAAAUUUCAGAUUUUGGUCUUUCAACUAGAUUUAAGAAACAUUUAGAUAAAAAGACUGCAAUGACACCUGUUGGUACACCUUGUUGGACUGCACCAGAAGUUUUAAGAAAUGACCCAUAUACUGAGAAAGCUGAUGUUUUCUCAUUUGCAAUUGUUUUAUGGGAAAUUGUAACAAGAGAAGAUCCAUAUCAAGGUAUGCCAACUUUCCAAAUUGUAAUUUCUGUUGGUCAACAUAAAUUAAGACCAAUCGUACCACCACAAGUAUCAGCUCCAUUCACACGUCUUAUCACUGAAUGUUGGUCUGAAGAUCCACAACAAAGACCUUCAUUCCAAGAAAUCGUUAAAAGAUUGGAAGCAAUGUAG
Molecule: messenger RNA, 2250 nt
Organism: Dictyostelium discoideum AX4
Lineage: Eukaryota; Evosea; Eumycetozoa; Dictyosteliales; Dictyosteliaceae
Gene: drkC
Product: protein tyrosine kinase
Exons: 5
Coding region: 1-2250 (749 amino acids)
Cellular component (GO): membrane
Molecular function (GO): ATP binding; protein serine/threonine kinase activity; protein serine kinase activity
Source: RefSeq, a predicted model, not a curated record